Molecule: messenger RNA, 11329 nt
Organism: Vespula vulgaris
Lineage: Eukaryota; Metazoa; Arthropoda; Insecta; Hymenoptera; Vespidae
Gene: Nca
Product: neurocalcin homolog
Exons: 5
Coding region: 258-836 (192 amino acids)
Molecular function (GO): calcium ion binding
Source: RefSeq, a predicted model, not a curated record
AAUAAGUGGGGGCGGCUCGUUUAGCACGCAGGAUCAGCUUCGGGCAGAGAGAGCCUCGGCUCCGUCGCUUUUACCUACCUCUAACUAGUACCUCCGCCGCAUUCGUACGCGAUACGAAGUACACGCGACCUGCUGGAUCUGUACGUCUGCUGCAUAGCACAAACUUUCUUGUGCUUAAAGGCAUUCGUAGAAUAGUAGACUUAGUUAGAUCUUAAUUGUCGUUCGUAAUUGGGUCUCGACAGACGUUUUGAGUGGCAAUGGGGAAACAAAAUAGCAAAUUAAAGCCCGAAGUGUUGGAAGACCUCAAGCAAAAUACUGAAUUUUCAGAUGCCGAAAUUCAAGAAUGGUAUAAAGGAUUCUUAAAAGAUUGUCCUAGCGGACAUUUGAGCGUCGAAGAAUUUAAGAAAAUUUAUGGCAAUUUUUUUCCUUACGGCGAUGCCUCGAAAUUUGCAGAGCACGUGUUUAGAACGUUCGAUGCAAAUGGCGACGGGACGAUCGAUUUUCGAGAAUUUCUCUGCGCCUUAAGCGUGACGUCCCGAGGAAAAUUGGAACAGAAAUUAAAGUGGGCCUUCAGUAUGUACGACCUUGACGGUAACGGAUAUAUCUCGCGACAAGAGAUGCUUGAGAUCGUGACGGCAAUAUACAAGAUGGUAGGGUCCGUGAUGAAAAUGCCAGAGGACGAGUCCACUCCAGAGAAGAGAACCGACAAAAUCUUUCGUCAGAUGGACAAGAAUAAGGACGGCAAAUUAUCGCUCGAUGAAUUUAUCGAGGGUGCUAAGAGUGAUCCCUCGAUCGUGCGACUGUUGCAGUGCGAUCCUAGUGCACAAGCUCAGUGAGACCCUGGGUCCGUGUGCGUUUCAAAUGCCAUCUGUAAAUACGAAUCGGGGCCCGGCCCAAUCAUAGCCCGGUUAGAGGCGAUGCAAUCAUAGAAGGAAAUCAAUAGGAAUAGAGGAAGCUGUCAAAACGAACACACAGAGAUACAAAUAUCCUCGUUUACACCUACACCAAUACACCUACAGAGAAAGAAAGAAAGAAAGAAAGAACGAAAUAAUGAAAGAAAAAAAAAGGAAAGAGAUAAAUGUUUAUUUAAACUUUACAUCGUUAACGUUAUUACCGUUUACAUGUGUAUACCGUUAUAGCUUAUCACAAGAAUCACCACCACACUACACCACAACCACUACUACUAUUACAAUUACCAUACACCUACGGCGAGCGUUUGGAACUGUAUAAGAAGAGACUUAAACUAUACAUACAUAUGUGGACGUUAAAAUGAUAAAGAAAGGAUAAGAGAUCAAAUAAAAAAGAGCACACAAUGAUUUUCAUGAGGCUGAAGUCAACAAAGUUCGUUCUGGUAGAUUCGCUCCUUCGCAUCGUCUUCUAUGUUCGCGAACGCCUCUUAUCGACUGGAGAAAUAAAAAGAGAGAAAGAGAGAGAGAGAGAGAGAGAGAGAGAGAGAGAGAGAGAGAGAAAGAAAGAAAAUAGUAUGUUGCCUGAGUCGUAUGUGUGUGCCAGAAAAUUUGCAAACGUCAAGUAGGGCUCUUGUAAAUUGGGCUGGUACCCGAGUGACGAAGGGUCCAGGCUCACUGGGCCCAUGGCGCUUGCGCAUACCGCAAACUAGUCGUAAUGACUAGUUCAGUCGCUCCCGCGAUCUAAACUAAUCGGUUUAAACGGGGAUUUCUUUGAGAAAUAAAAAAAAAGAUGGAGAGAGAAAGAAAGAGAGAGAGAGAGUGUAAGAAUGAAAAUUGAAAGCAAGUGUGAGAGAGUGAGAGAGAGAGAGAGAGACUCACGCGUAUUUUCUCAUAUAAUUCUCCUAAAAUUGUGCCGCUCGAUGUACAUACAUAAAGAGAAUUGCUAAUUGUAAAUUCGUUCGAACCUUUCAUCAAAAUGGUUCUUUCUUUCUUAAUUAGUUUAAGUGAUAACAUCCAGGUACCUCUUUUACGCUUUUGCCUAUCAAUGACACGCGAGUUUAUAUCAAAUUACGUGAAAAAUGUUUAGAUCUGAUCGACGAGAAUAAUAAAGUGAAAAAUGACGAUUAUAUAGGCAAUAUUUUUUUUUCCUUUUUUCUUUUUUUUUCUUUUUUCUUUUUUUUUCUUCCCUUAUUUUUAAAACGGAGACAGUGAAAGAGAAAGAGAGAUAAAUGGAGUAAAACUGCUCGGAACUUCGAUUAUUCUUCAAAAUUAUUACACGUCUCGUUCGGUCUUUUAUCAGUACCCUUCAGCUUUAUGCGAGACUCAUUCAUUCCAUAUGAUUGAAUGUAAUUCCGAUUUUCGAUCGCUUUAAAAACGCUUUUAACGUAAGAUCUGGUAGAAAGGCUUCCCCUGGGAUUUUCAAGGAGAAUUGAAAAGAAGAGUAAACGGGAAAGAUAGAGGGGGUGAGUUAAAGAAAGAGAUAAAGACGAUUGACGACAAUUUGCUGAGCGUAGAAGUGCCUUAAUUUUUCGUAAUAGUAUAUGACGUAUAUAAGAGCGUUGCAAAGAUCGAAAAGAAAUUUUUUACUAAGCUUCAAUCAAGAUGCUGAAUUAAAAUAAAUGCAUUGAAUUGUCAAUGUGUACAGUAUACAUGUAAUAAAGAGCAGAAUUUGGAAAGAAAAAUUAAAAAAAGAAGAGAAAUAGAGAGAAACUAGAAUCAAAUCGAAUCGAUAAUUUUUCACUUUAUCAAAGACUUCUAAUUAAUUUAUCAGAGAAAAAUACGUGAUUUGAUGAAACUGUUUCGAACGAUGUUCAUUGUCAAGUUAAAUACGUAAAAGAGUCUCAAAUCAAAGUUCGCGUUUCUUUUUUAAUUUUUUUUUUGUCGUAUAUACAUAUAUAUAUAUAUAUAUAUAUAUAUAUAUAUAUUUGUCUUUUUUCUUACAAUAGAUUGCUUUAGUUUAUCAAUUGUUCGACGAGUUCUAUUCCAAUAUAAAACUUCCUAUCGAAUAGUAUCACCGAUAGAAAGAUAUUUUAGAGAGAUAGAGAGAUAGAUAGAGAGAGAAAGAGAAGGAGUGAGAAGGAAAGAGAGGGAGAGAGGAAAGGAGGGAGAAAUGGAGAGGAGAGUGUGUGUGUGUGUGUUUAGAAACAUCGAGCGAGCAUAAAACGGAUUGUUACGCGUUUUAAAGCGAGAUAUGUUUUGAUGAAUUACGAUAGCUCGCUAAUUUACACAUUUAACACGUGUUUGGGUCGCGUAUGAGAAUAUGUGUUUCAACGAUUGUAUCUGGAUUUGGGAUCGUUGAAAGAUUUACGAUUAGCUCCGAAAUUUUUCUAACAUUUAUUUCACAUUAAUUCUCAUGAUUUGAUUUCGAUGAUCAUUUUUCUUGAUAGAAUUUACGAAAAGAAAAAAAAGGGAAAGAAAGAAAAAAAAUUGUAACAAGCAAAAAGAAAAAAAUACGAAUAACGAUCUAAACUUUUGACCUGUUUAGAACAAAAAAGAAAAGAAAAAAAGAUAUUAUGCGGCAUGGCUGCGUGCCAAGUGCAAAGUAUUUCGUCAAAGCAAAACGACUGCAAAGGGUGAUUUUUUCGUUUGUUUUAUCCAAAAGAACUGUAUUAUUCUUGAUAAGAAAAGAAUGCCAAGGGAGCAAGUCUCUAAAGCUCUUUGAUUUUUUCUUUUUUUUUCUUUUUUUAAUUUUUUUUCCUUCUUUCUAUUUCCGACAUUGAUACGUAUAAUUCGCAUGUAAGUAUGUAUGUAUGUAUGUAUGUAUGUAUGUAUGUAUGUAUGUAUGUAUGGAUGUAUGGAUGUAGAUAUAUACAUACAUACGUUUUCCCUUAAGCCAAGCACUGAAUUAAUGAGAAAGAUGAAAAAGAAGUACUUAGACCGCGAACGAAUGUUUUCAAAGAGAGAACAGAUCUAUUCAACUUUCAUCCUUUUCUUAUAUACAGAAGAUGAAAUAAUUAUCUUGUAUAAUUAUCGACGAUAAUCAUAUUGAAUUUUAUAAAUUAUCGAAAUAGAAAGUUCUACGAUGGAUGAAAUUUGUUUAGAUGGUUUAAAAGAAAAAAGGAUAUCACGAUUGGUGUAUUAAUUGCUUUUUUUUAAUGAUUAAUUUUUCUCAUCAAUCUUAUUUUUUGAAAAUAUUAAUUAAAGAUAAAGAAUGUUAAUCCACUUGUAAAAAAAAAAGCAAUUAAAAUUGGAUUGAGAUUUUCUUAACAUUAUUGCUUUCGUAAAAAUAAUAUCAGUUGGAAAAAGAAAAAAAUAAAAAAGAAAUGUUCAAGAAAUCUUAAUUAUAUCUUGGAUAAUUUUUUUUUAUUUAAUGAAAUUUAGUUUUACUAACAAAAGCAAUAAUUUUAUUUACGUCGAAAUAUUUGAAGCUCGUUGAAAAAAAAGGAAAGAAAGAAAGAUGAUACGGAAAAUAGAAGAAACAUGAACGGAAAACAAGAAAGAAAGAGAAAAAAUCUUGAUUAACAGUUAAGAUUUUGCUUGUUCUAUAGAAAUGAAUUUUUCUUAAGAAUUAAUUCGGAGCUAUGACUUUCUACGCGCGCUAAUGUUUCUUAUACAUACGCAACCCUAUAAAUGCGUUUGAAUGCACUGUUAUCAAAAUAUUCCUUCGUAUAUAUCGAACAACAAAGAUAGCGAUACAAUUUUACGCAUUGAUCUUACGCACGUACCCGAAAUGUUUUAUGAGAUCCCAAUUGUAAAAAAUCCUUGGAAGUUUUUCUUUUAUUUUUUUUUUUUUUAUUUUUAUUUUUUUAUUUUGUCGGAAUGUUCGAAAGACAGGUUCGUUCGAACGCACAAUAUUUUUGAUUUUGUUUUAAACUUUGUGUAUCUAUUAAGUGUAAGCAAUAUUUAUUGAAAGAUAAGAAUGUAAAAAAAGAUAUAUUUAUAUACAUACAUACAUAUAUAUAUAUGUAUAUAUACAUACAUAUAUAUAUGUGUAUGUAUAUAUGUAUGUGUGUAUGUGUAUAUAUAUAUGUAUAUAUAUAUAUACAUAUAUAUAUAAUCUUUUUACUUUAAUCGCUAUUAUUUGCAUAAAUACACUCAUUAUGAUAAUAUUUCCUUGAAAAGAAAAAAAAAUGAAAAGAAAUGAAAAGAAAAUUAUGCAGUUUCAACGGAGUUUUGUUUUAUAUUUUUCGAUCCGUUCCAAUCAGCAAAAAUUUAUGUUCUACGCAUUAUAUGGAUAAUAGAAACAAAUUAACAAAAGAAAUAUAUAAGAAAUGUACGGAAAUUCACGUGAUCGAUCGACACGAGAUAACUUUCGUCAAUUUUUUGUCAAUUAUAUUUUUUCGAGGACAAAAAUGAGAAAUCUUUUCGUUUAAACUCGUGCAAUUAGAACAAAAAAAAUUAAAUAAAGAAAAAAAGAAAAUAAUAAUAAGGAGAAAAAUAUCAGCAAUGACAGUGCACGACGACAAAUGUAAAACUUUAAGAUCAUUACUGUAGUCAAAUUUGUCCUCUUUUUUUUCCUCCGAAUAAAAAUCGAGAUGGUUGAACUUGAAAAAAAAAAGAAUAACUAUCGGACUUGUUGUUAAUUUCUACUCGAUCCAUAUGUGUUAAUUGUACGAAGAAAGAUUCAAUGAAACUUCAAUAUAAUAAUAUGUUCUCAUUGCGCACGUUAAUACCGUUAUUAAAAACAUACAACAAGAACAACACAACAACGUUCUUCGUGUAGUAAGUACGUGUAAGAAGAAAAUGGAUCAUUUCAUAAACAGAUACACUCAACGAAGAUGACGACGACGACGACGACGACGACGAUGAAAACAACAACAACAAAGAAAAAUGAAACAAAAAAUUAAGCCGUCAAUAUGGGAAACAACAACGUCUAUGUUAUUUCAUUUUUCCUAGUCAUGCAAUCGAAUAGUAUGUAAAUGUUGCAUAGUAUUAAAUAAGUUGGAAGUUUAAUUAUAUACACCGAUCUACAUAUGUAUGUAUGUAUGUUUUGUAUGUAUGCAUGCAUGCAUGAGUAAAAAGAAAAAGAAAGAGAAAGAGAGAGAAAGAGAGAGAGAGAGAGAGAGAUCAGAGAAAAGAGAAAAAAUAGGAAGAAGAGAUAGAGGAAGUGUGCACACAUAAAUGCAAGUAUUCUCAUGAAAUUCCAACUCUUUCCUGUACUUUUUACAAAAAACUGAUUUCAGAACAAGCGGCCAUCUUUAAUUCUAACUCGUCUGUCUCUUCGUAUAUCUCGAAAGAAUAUAUAACAAUUAAUUAUGAUAUAAUAAUCGUUAUAAGAAAAAUGAAAAGAAACGAAAAGAGAAAAAAUACAUGAUAUAAUUUGAAAUUUUUCCUUUUUUAUAAAAAUAGUUUAAUGUAUUCUCGAAAGAAAUGAUGAUUUUUCUUUGUUACAAUUAAAUGAAGAUAUCCAAUUAUACGUAGGAAAGAACGAAAUGAUUAUUUUUCGAAGAACAAAAUCUUCACGCGAAAGUGCAAGAAAGUGAAUAUUAAAGUUUCAUGAUGAUACUGAAGCGCCAAACAGCCUGUAUAUGUAUUACUUUACAUUGAAUUGUAAAACGAAGUUAUACAAAAAUAAAGUAUUUUACGCGUAAGUGCUUUCACCAUAUAUAGACGUCAACACAAAUCCGACGGGAAAAUUAACUUGACGUUUUCAUUUUACUUUUACAUAUGUAUAUAUGUAUGUGUAUAUAUAUGUAUACAUACACACGCACACAGAUAUAUUAUUUUUUCCUUUAUUAUUUUUUUAACUUUCAAGUUCGUAAUAAUGUGAACGAUCCUGAACAAAUAUGUGUUUGUGUGUGUGUGUAUAUAUAUAUAUAUAUAUAUAUAUAUAUAUAUAUAUAUGAUGUGUAUAUACGUAUAUGUACAAGAAAGAUCGUUUAAUUUUGAGCGAUCAUUAAUAUUCAUCUUCGAUGAUUUGAUUGAUAAGAAAAAAGAAAAAAUAUAUGCAUGUGUGAAAAGAAGAUAACUAAAAAAUAAAAAAGAAUACAAUUCGAUACCCGACCGAUUUGUGUUAGAUUAUCGCGAUACGAUACGCUAGCUUACCGCAACGUUAAAUGCGCGUUUAAAGUCGCAAUUGACGCGAUUAAUAAUCGCCUUGCGAUAUAUAAAAUAGGAAGUAGGUGUAUUUCGUAACGUCCGAUACAUAUAUAUAUAUAUGAAUAUAUAUUCAUUCCUUUAACAACGACAAGACGUAAAACAAAGAGGAAAGUUAAUAUCAUUUCCAUUUUUAAAUAUGAUUCAAUAAAUCUAUAAUGAAAAUUCGCUUCGACGAUCAAGAUUAUAUUAUUUUUUAUUCAUUUCAUUUUCUUUUUUGAGAUUAUAAGGAGAAAGAAAAACAGAACGAAAGAGAAGGAAGCGUCAAAAUUUGUAACAUUUUUGUUGUUUAGAAAGACAAUUAGAACUUGACAUAUUCGACUGUUAAAGGAAUGAGCUCAGAACGAUGUGUUCCAACCGAACAGGGCUAUGACUAAUCUCACCGUGCUCGUGUUACGUGUCACAUAAAUUAAAAAAAGAAAAGAAAAGAACAAACAUAUAAAAAAAGAAAAACCAUGAUCACGUUUCGAUCUUUCUUUCCAAAGUUUCCAAAGGAUCGUAAAGGCGAGUACAGCGAGAUUAUUUAUCGAGCCCUAGUUAAGUGAAAAUGGCUGUGAUAGAUUUCACGAUGUACGUACAUAGCUUCGUUUUUAUUACACGUAGGACAAUUAUACGUCGCACGGAAUUCGACGAAGAAUAAUAAUUAUAAUAAUGACGAGCGUUUGCAAAAUGGAACAGCACAGCACGUAUCGUGAUUUUUCGUUUUGAGAAUGAGAAAGAAAAAAGAGAUGAAGAAAAUGAGUAAAUGAUAAAAAAGAAAAAAAAAGUAUAAAACGAUGUCUUAACCCUCUAUAACUUUUCUGUUUGUCUUUAAACAAUAAAAAAAAGAAAAAGAAAAAAGACGAUAUAAAUGAAACAUACCAGUAUAUAUAGAUAAAAAAUGAAUUGAUAAUUAAUUUUAUGGGAAAAAAAAUUGAAUGAGAAAAAAUACAGAUAAAUGAGAAUGUAAUUAACAUGGUGUUAUAAAGGGUUAAAAAAAGAAGUAAAGGAACGGAAAUUUUACGAUGCACAACAAAUCGAAUAUCGUUCCUUUACAUCGAUAGCUGGAAAUUUCCAUCCGAUUUUGAACUAUUAUCCUAAUGGUUCAAAAAAUAUUGAAUUCGCUACAAUUCUAAAAUAUUCUAUAAUAUCGUGCAAGAAGGUUGCGUACACUGCGUGUAUGUGUGUGCGUGUGUGUGUAUAAAUGUGUGUAUAUAUAUAUAUAUAUAUAUAUAUAUAUAUAUAUAUGUAUGUAUGUAUGUAUGUAUGUAUGUAUACACAAAUCAUUGAAGAAAAGAAAAUGACCGACAAUUUCUUCCGUGCAAAUGUUAAAAAACCCAUCUAUAUAUAUAUACAUAUAUUAUAUAUUAUAUAUAUGUAUAUGUAUAUAUAUAUAUUCCUUUAAAUAUCUACACGAUUUCAUUCCUAUCUAUGGCUAACACGAAUUACCGAAGACAAUUUUCAACUUCGAUCUAGAUACUUCUUCCUUUCAUGACUUUUUCGAUAGUCGAUAUCAAAAGAUACAUAUAUUUCAGCUUUUUACUGUGCGUCGAAUCAUUAUUUGCGAUCGCUCUUCCAAAUAUAAAUAUGGCAUAGAUAUGUCUAUAUACAAUAUAUAUGUGUGUGUGUAUGUGUGUGUGUGUCUAUGCUCUAUUUAUAUAUACACACUUACAGACACGAUUGUUAACACCUACAAAAGAAGAAAAAAGUAAAAAUAAAAACCGGACUUUCUCGAUUUCCGAAUAGACGUUCUAGGAUUUAUCUAAUAGACGUUUGAACAAAAACUCUCGUAGUUUAUUCCUUUUUAAAAGGCAUUUGACGAUAAAUAUUACGAGUUUGUCAUCUAUCGGAGAUCUAUCACAAAAAUUGCACUUGUGCAUACAUGACGUUGUUCGUUAUUACGAUCUACUUUUAUGCUCUAAUCAAUUUAUGUAUAAUUGCAAGAAAAAGAGAAAUAGGGAGAGAGGCAGGGGGAGGGAGGGAGAGAGAGAGAGAGAAAGAAAGAGAGAGAAAGAAAAAAUAGAUUGUAUUCACGAUCAACAUUAUGCAUAUGUACAUACAUAUGUACGCACAGUUGUAUACUAUGAAAGCGUGUAAAUUACUCACGUAGAUCAAUUUUUAUUCUUUGACGUUUGAGAAAGAAAAAUGAAGAGCAACAACAACAACAAAAUAAGAAAAAUAUAUAUACACGUAUACAAAUGAAAAGAAAAAAAAUAUAAUAAUAGUAAUAAUAAUAAUAAUAAUAAUAAUAAUAAUAAUAAUAAUAAUAAUAAUAAUAAUAAUAAUAAUAAGGAAGAAAAUUAAUCGGGGUGAGCAAAUUACGCAGUCUUAUCAUCUUACCAGUACAUGAAUUACUUUCAAUGGCUAUUUCCAACAUCAUAGAAUGAUCUGCUCGUUUCAAGCUUCUCUGCUUUCUUCUUCUUCUUCUUUUUCUUCUUCUGCUUCUGCUUCCGCUUCUACUUUCAUUCCUUCUAAUAAAGAAAUAAAAAUCUAUUAUAUCCUAACACCAUCGAUUUUAUAAUGAUCUUUAAAACAAAAUUGUAAGAUCGUUUGUUAAAAGAAGGGCAUUGCAUUUCGAAGCGCUUCAUUUGUUUACUUCGUUGCAAUUUUAAUCAAUGCAAAAGAAAUACUAAUAAUUUCAAUAUUUUCCAAGAAAUACCGGUUAUAUGUACGAAAACAAAAAAAAAGAAACUAAUUUAAUAGCCGAUUUUAAUUAUUUUCGAUGAUUGCCGAAAUGAUUAUAAAUUUUAUUGUAAAAAAAGUUGCUUAUUUUUAAGUUCUGCAUUGAUCAUAUUGUCUUUUCUCGUUUAAUUGUUUUCUUUUCCUUCUAUUUUUUUUUCCUUUUUUCUCUCAUUACUAUAUCGAUCCAGUCUUAUUUGCUUGCCAAAGUUAUAUAUAUAUAUAUAUACUUUUAAACAAUGUACAAUGUAAGUCAACAACUAUUGAUAUCUUAGAUUUCUUUUUCUAAAAUUCAUGAAUAAAAACUUUUUUAAUUUGGUAGUAAUUACUGACUUACAUUGUGGAUACACACAUAUAUAUUGCUAUAUUUAUUUUUCCAUUUAAUUGUCUAUCUUUCUCAUUGAUGAAUAACGUGCUUAUAAAACUAUAACGUCAUAUUAAACACAUCAUUUAUACACGCUCACCCAUAUCUUAUAACUCGUUAAAAUUUAUUAAAUAAUUCUCUGAUCGAGAAUUAUUAAGUCGAACGUGCAUGAAUUAGCAACAAUAUUUUCUAUAUAAAUGAAUACGACUAGUCACAAAGGAGAGAAUUAAAAGUGGAUCAUUUUCUAAAUAUACCAUCUUUAUAAUGUGCUCACGAUUAUAAUUCUAAGAUUUUGUCAAGAAUUUAUUAAUUUAGACGUUUGUUUUUCCUUUUUAUAAUUUCUAUAUAAAUUUUUCUAUAUAUAAAUUUUCAAAUAGUCAUAUCAAAUACUAAUAUACUAGUAUAUUUUAUUUACAGAGACAGUAUGAAAAUAAUUACAGAUAAAUUCAGAAGAGAAAAUUAGAAUCCAAAAAAAAUUUGUAACUUUUUCAUUAGUCCAAGUAUUUCUUAUUAUUUUCUGAAAGAUUCUUUCUAAUUUUACAAUAUAUUUUCUACGUAGAAAAUAAGAAGCGUUUACGCACUGUCGAUUUUUUUUUAGAUUAAAAAAAAAACUAAUUUAAUUUUUAAUACAACUGGUAUAAUUAAGAAAGUGUUAACCACUUUGAAUUUAUCUCUCGUAGAUAAGUAACAUACAUAUACGAAGAAAAAUCAACACAUCUAUACACAUACGCAACGGUAAUAUCUUCGAUAUAUACAUAAUGAUAUAUGAAUAUGUAUAACUACGAGGCUUUCUUCUUCUUUCGUCUAGAAUUCUCACUUUCUUUAUUAUACGUCAUCACUUUACUUACUUAUCUUACACGCUUAUUUUACUUAUGCGUGUAAUUUCUAUGAAUACGAAAUAACUUUAACGAUAUACAUACUUAAAAUACUCUUCCCUGUCUCUGUACCUAUGUAUUAUAGUCAAACUUUACAAUUAUUCCUUACUCGGCUAUUUUAUGCAUAUAUAUGUAUAAUAUUACGUAGAAAUGCAACGGGUCGCAAUGUCCCUUUUUCUCCUGUCCUCCUUUCCUCUGAUAACGAUCAGAAAACGUCGGUCGUUGAUUCGUGUUUCAUAGUCUUUUACUCUUCUUCUAAUUCUCUUUAUAUUUCAUCCAUUUUAUCUCUUAUGUCUUUAAAUAAAUAAUAAAGCGUUAUAUUAUACAUAUAAAAAGAAGUUGCGGUGCUAACUAUGAAAAGAAAAUAGAGUAUAUGCCAUUAUAUACAACAAAAAAUACUUUGCAAAAAAAAAAACAAUAAAUGCGUUCUAUCAUUUUUCGUCAAAGAAAAGAAAAGAAAAGAAAUGUAAGAAACGAAGAGAGAAAUA